Sparassis crispa is the source of this 1149-nucleotide messenger RNA. RefSeq names its product Purine nucleoside permease. The transcript has 3 exons. Gene Ontology annotation, biological process: transmembrane transport. The record is from RefSeq and is a predicted model, not a curated record. NCBI's taxonomy places the organism in Eukaryota, Fungi, Basidiomycota, Agaricomycetes, Polyporales, Sparassidaceae. Bases 1 to 1149 code for a protein of 382 amino acids. Gene Ontology annotation, cellular component: endoplasmic reticulum.
AUGCGUGCAUCGCCUUUGAUUGCGGCGGCAGCCGCCCUCGCGAGUUCUGCCAACGCCUUCCCAGGCUCCAAGUGUCACGACGAGCACGGUCUAUUUCAGUACGGCCAUGCGGACUGUAAGGUUACUCCGAAGGUGAUCAUCAUCAGCAUGUUCGGACCCGAGGCGGACAUCUGGUACUCAAACAACGAGGUGUAUGACGUCCUGGCGCGCAACAUAAGCGUACCCGGCUUAUCCCCGCUUUACCCAGAUGUGCACUGCACCGCGAACGCCGAGGUGUGCCAGUUGACCACUGGCGAGUCAGAGAUCAACGCCGCCGUGACAAUCUCGAGUCUCGUCGCAAGCCCGCUGUUCCACCUUACCAAGACCUACUUCAUGAUUGCCGGCAUCGCAGGUAUCAAUCCGCAUCAAGGAACGAUCGCCUCUGUCACCUUCGCCCGUUACGCAGUUCAGGUCGCGCUCCAGUACGAGUUCGACGCGCGCGAGAUGCCUGCCAACUUCUCCACGGGCUACGUCGGUUUUGGGACCACGAUGCCAAACCAGUAUCCGACAACCCUCUACGGCACGGAGGUCUUCGAGGUUAACACUGCGCUGCGCGAUCUCGCUGUCGGCUUCGCGCGCCAAGCCACGCUGAACGACUCAGCGCAGGCGGUCGCAUACCGUGCAACGUAUGCGGAGGCGUACACUGCUGCCGGUACUGGGCCGUCUGUGCUCACAUGCGACGUGACCACGUCAGACGUAUAUUUCUCCGGGAACCUGCUGGGCGAAGCGUUCGCGAACUGGACAUCAGUGCUCACGAACGGGACGGGCGUGUACUGCAUGACGGCGCAGGAGGACAAUGCGACGCUCGCGGCGCUCCUCCGCGGCGCGCUGAGCAGCUUUGUCGACUUCGCGCGCAUCAUCGUUAUGCGCACCGCGAGCGACUUCGACAGGGAAGCGCCCGGAUAUCCCGCCACGUACAACCUUUUCUGGGCGGACGCGGGCGCGUUUGAGCCGUCGUUGCAGAAUAUCUACCUUGCCGGCGUGGAGGUCGUGAAUGGGAUCAUUGGUGGGUGGGAGGAGACAUUUGAGGCGGGCAUACGGCCGCAGAAUUAUAUUGGAGAUGUGUUUGGCACACUGGGUGGUGUUCCAGAUUUCGGCCCUGGGAGCUAG